Molecule: messenger RNA, 1520 nt
Organism: Pungitius pungitius (ninespine stickleback)
Lineage: Eukaryota; Metazoa; Chordata; Actinopteri; Perciformes; Gasterosteidae
Gene: cltb
Product: clathrin, light chain B
Exons: 6
Coding region: 1-672 (223 amino acids)
Biological process (GO): intracellular protein transport; clathrin-dependent endocytosis
Cellular component (GO): postsynaptic endocytic zone cytoplasmic component; synaptic vesicle membrane; clathrin coat of coated pit
Molecular function (GO): clathrin heavy chain binding; structural molecule activity
Source: RefSeq, a predicted model, not a curated record
AUGGCUGACAACGGUGCACGCCCGACUGAAGAGGACCCAGCCGCGGCUUUCCUGGCUCAACAGGAGAGCGAGAUAGCGGGGAUAGAGAACGACGCGGAAGGAUUUGGGGCGCUGGAAGAGGCGGGCGGCGAGCAGACGUCUCCGCCCGAGCCGACACCGUCCAACUACGACGGUUUCGAGGAUGAGCUUGCCACUGUGAAUGGGGAUAUGUAUCAGGACUCCAAUGGCCCGACAGACAACUACGCAGCCAUCGCCCAGGUGGACACUCAGAGGCAGGAGCCAGAGAGUCUCCGGAAGUGGAGGGAGGAGCAGAAGACACGCCUUGAAGCGUUAGACUUAGCAUCCAAGGCAGCAGAGGAAGAGUGGAGAGACAAGGCCAAAAAGGAGCUGGAGGACUGGCAUGUACAUCAAAGUGAGCAGAUGGAGAAGAACAAGGUCAACAACAGGAUCGCUGACAAGGCUUUCUACAAACAGCCCAAUUCUGAUGUUAUAGGCUUUGUGGCUUCAGAGGAGGAUUUUGUUGCAGAGAGCAACGGCGAAAGUCCCGGAACUGAAUGGGAGAGAGUAGCCCGUCUCUGUGACUUUAAUCCAAAAACCAACAAACAGGCAAAGGAUGUUUCUCGUAUGCGAUCUGUCCUCAUUUCCCUCAAACAAGCACCUCUAGUCCGCUAAAGGGGGGGCACAGGGACAAUGUUGUUCUAGAAACAUUGCCUUUUGAGCUUUAACCUCACAAUGCAUCAGAAGUUAGUAUGCCCUUUUCCAUAAAUUCCCUGCUGUGUUUUAUAUUUUAAAAACUUUCCACCUUCCUCGAUGCCUAAUAUAUUGAAAUAAUACACUUAAUCCCCCUCUUUUAUGAGAAGAUGAAGGACCGCUCUAUUGUUAAGACAUCCUUUGGCUGGUCAGUUUUAUCAUUGCUAUAUUUAAGAAAAUACUGUUACUGUAAGUUAAACAAUUGACUUCCCUUUAUCUUACAUUGUCAUUAGGUCAGUUUUCUUGCAUCUGCCAAUAUUUUGGAUGCACAUUUUAUAGUUGUUUUAUAAAUUAGCAUUGGAUAAUGUCGAACACUUCACUAUUGAUUAUUAGAUUGUAACCACUCAUGCCUCUCAAUGUAAAGUCAUCAAGUCUUUAUUCACAUUUGUUGUAUUAUACCCCCAAUUACCCUAGUGAGCAGAUUUUUCUUAUUUCAAUUGCAUAAUUUGUGGCCUUUUUGACAUGGCUAUUUCUCCAGCUCCAUUAUUAAGCAACAUGGAUUUAUUCAAUUAGACAUCUCCGCCAAAACAAGAAAUCGAAACCAAAGAUCUAAAUUUUUAGCGUCAAGGCGAUUCAAAUGUGCGAUUUCUUUACAAGUUUUAUGCAAGAUUGGUGUUAAAUAUAAAUUCCAGACAUUAUUUUUAGUUUUCUAGGUGACAUAAUAAACACUUACUCUGCACAUUGUUUCACAUGUUGCCUAUUUGGACAUUGAGAAUACAGAAAAAAAUGAAUGUUAAAGGAAAUUGGAAAAUAAAAACAGUGGAGUCUGA